This is a messenger RNA of Saccharomyces eubayanus, 885 nucleotides long. RefSeq names its product ubiquitin-protein ligase ASR1 (gene ASR1). Lineage: Eukaryota; Fungi; Ascomycota; Saccharomycetes; Saccharomycetales; Saccharomycetaceae. The record is from RefSeq and is a predicted model, not a curated record. The coding region runs from base 1 to 885 and encodes 294 amino acids. The transcript has a single exon.
AUGAAGGAGUGCCCGAUUUGUUUUGAGGGCGACCUAGACGGUGACCAGUUUGGAUGCUUAGAAGUUUGCAGACAUGAGUUCCAUCUGAACUGUAUAAGAGAGUGGCACAAGUAUAGCAUCGACUUGAAGUGUCCCAUUUGUAGGACCGAAUCCAGCCACCUUAACGUCGGUGACGGCCAACACGCAGUCUCUGUAGAUUUGGAGAUGGGGUUUAUGAUCAAACAUGCUCUUGAGCAUGCAGAGGCCAGAACCACCGGCGGCGAGGAGGGAGAGGAAGAAGAGCAGGAAGAGCAGGAAGAGGAAGAAGAAGGGGAAAUGGGUAUCCUGAGUGAGAUGCUACAAGACGGCCUGGUCAUAGACGCCAUCAAGGUGAUACAGUGCGGCAUUUGCGGAGACACAGAUGCUGCUCGACUGAACCUGUACUGCCAAGACUGCGAAGCGAUAUACCACGAAACAUGUCUACGUGGACUGGCAUGCGAGGUGGGCGAACGCAAUGCAUGGCAUGAGUGCACCGAAUGUCGGUCCCACCAGCUGCUUGAGCUGCGCAUGGGGUGCGUCAGCGAGGACCAGGUSGCCAGUUAUGACUCGAGAGACUAUAUGAUAUUCGCCGGAGAGGUCCGGGACAAGCACAGCGUCCAGACAGAGCAGAUGUAUGACAGAAUACGACACGCCAAGCACAGCAUCCAGACGCACGUGCGGCGAGCAUUGGACCAGUACCCGCUGGCCCUGCCCAGGGACACCUACAAGAACAUCAAUCAGCACGUCUCCCGCAAGCUCUACCGCUUCUCUGACAACAAGUACCUGCCCAACCAGCACGACUACGACUCGUUGGCCCGCAACGCAGUCCACGCAGAGCUCUUCCCCCACUACCACGUCGAUAUAUAG